GACUUGUUUCAUUGAUUCUUGAAGAGAUCGAGCUUCUUUUGCACCACAAGGUCGAGGAUGUCUUGCAACUGCGGAUCAAGCUGCGGCUGCGGCUCAAGCUGCAAGUGCGGCAAGAAGUACCCUGACCUGGAGGAGACGAGCACCGCCGCGCAGGCCACCGUCGUCCUCGGCGUGGCCCCGGAGAAGAAGGCCGCGCCCGAGUUCGUCGAGGCCGCGGCGGAGUCCGGCGAGGCCGCCCACGGCUGCAGCUGCGGUGGCAACUGCAAGUGCGACCCCUGCAACUGCUGAUCACAUCGAUCGACGACCAUGGAUAUGAUUAUUAUCUAUCUAGCUUGUGGUGGUGGUUGAACAAUAAUAAGCGAGGCCGAGCUGGCUGCCAUACAUAGGUAUUGUGUGGUGUGUGUGAGAGAGAGAGAAACAGAGUUCUUCAGUUUGCUAUCUCUCUCUGCAUGUUUGGCGUCAGUCUUUGUGCUCAUGUACGUACGUGUGUCUACCUGCAUGUUGGUUGAUCCGAUUGCAUCUGCUGUAACCAUAUAUUAAUUGGUCCACGAUGAUAUGAUUUGAUACUAUAUAUAU
This is a messenger RNA of Zea mays, 576 nucleotides long. RefSeq names its product metallothionein 1. Bases 58 to 288 code for a protein of 76 amino acids. The transcript is spliced from 2 exons. The record is from RefSeq and is marked validated. NCBI's taxonomy places the organism in Eukaryota, Viridiplantae, Streptophyta, Magnoliopsida, Poales, Poaceae. Gene Ontology annotation, molecular function: metal ion binding.